This is a messenger RNA of Podarcis muralis (Common wall lizard), 1197 nucleotides long. The record is from RefSeq and is a predicted model, not a curated record. Lineage: Eukaryota; Metazoa; Chordata; Lepidosauria; Squamata; Lacertidae.
CGUCCUAUCAUAAUUGAUACUGUGAAUGAACAGGAUGAAGGGAUCACGACACCUCCAUCCAAGCAGACCACCCCAACCACCAAUCCCUGCAAUUCAAUCAGGGCACUUUAUGACCGGAUGGCAGAAGUGGAGCAGGACUUGAGCUUCAAGAAGUAUGACAUUUUGUACGUUGAUGACACUCUUCCGCAGGGGAACUUUGGCUGCUGGUUGGCGUGGCAGCUGGAUGAAAAUGCCCAAAAGCUGGAAAGGGGACAGAUUCCCAGCAAAUACAUGAUGGAGCAGGAGUUCUACAGGAGGCACAGCAUGUCCGAAGCUAAAGAUGAAAACAGCUCUGCAAAGACAUCAUCGGCAGCAGCUCGGAGGUCGUUCUUUAGGAGGAAGCACAAGCACAAACACAGCGGGUCCAAAGAUGGAAAGGAACUGCUAGCCCUUGACACCAUCAGCACAGACUCCAUCCCUUUUUUGGAUGAUUCUGUAAACCUUGCUUAUCAACGAGUCCAGAAAGUGGACUGCACGUCUCCCAGGCCUGUGCUUAUUCUAGGGCCAUUACUUGAUGCUGUGAAGGACAUGCUAGUCAAGGAAUCUCCAGGAAAAUUUUGUCGGUGUCCUCUAGAGGUGAUGAAAGCUUCUCAACAAGCCAUCGAGCGGGGUGUGAAGGACUGUUUAUUCAUAGAUUAUAAACGUAGGAGUGGACAUUUCGAUGUAACAACUGUUGCCUCAGUAAAGGAGAUAACAGAGAAGGGAUUGUCCAGAGGGCCCCUCUUCCCAUCAUUUGCACUCAGAUCAUGACAACAGUUGAUCAAGAACAAAACAAGGUCCUGUGGAUUCCUUUUUCAUAAGACUCUUGCUGCAAGCAACCUGUUCAGGUUCCCCUACCCCAGUCUUUAUUUUAUCACAUUUAGGUAGUCUAUGUAAUUGGAAGCUUACAUUGCUCAAGCUUUGUUCUUUUGGUGUGUAAUAGCCGUAGAGAUUUUUAUUUAAUUAGAAUUGCAGCCUCUAUUAUUGGGAUAUAACAACGUCUAGUGUGGUCCUGUAACUUGUUAGUUUUGCCAGUGUCGAAAAAUGUGUGUGUUUUGUUUUGUUUUUUAAUUUUUGUUACAAUAUAUUUUCUGAACUAAAAAAAGUCACUAUGAAAACAAUAUUUUUUUAAAGAAACUGAGUAUUGUGUUAAAAUAAAGGUCUAUUUCUAUAACUUGA